ACCAACCCCCGAGGAAUCCCCUACGCGCCCUUUGUCGACAAGGUAGAAGACUACGUCUCCUCCCGUUCAGACGUCGAGCCGACGCUUCGGUCGUUUCAGGAGAUGGUGGCAAAGUACCAGUUUAUGGAGCAGAACCUGCAGCGGAGGGUGGCGGGGUUGAGGGAUAAGAUGCCCGACAUUGAGAAGACGUUGGAGACGGUGAGGUUUUUGAAGUUGAGGAACGAGGGUGAUGACGAGGGGGAGGGGGGGGAAAUCGAGACCACGUUUGAGCUGAAUGAUACGCUUUACGCCAAGGCAAAGAUUGGGAGGACGGAGGAGGUGUAUUUGUGGUUGGGGGCGAAUACUAUGGAGGUUGCGGUGGCUAGGGUUUAUAACUGGGAUGUGGUGCAGAAACGGAAGGAGAAGGAGGAGGAGGAGAAGCAAGGGAAAGGGAAGGAGGAGGGGACGGCGGGGGGGUGA
This is a messenger RNA of Podospora anserina S mat+, 459 nucleotides long. RefSeq lists its product as uncharacterized. Gene Ontology annotation, cellular component: cytoplasm; prefoldin complex. NCBI's taxonomy places the organism in Eukaryota, Fungi, Ascomycota, Sordariomycetes, Sordariales, Podosporaceae. Gene Ontology annotation, molecular function: tubulin binding. The record is from RefSeq and is a predicted model, not a curated record. The annotation marks the transcript as partial. The transcript is spliced from 2 exons. Gene Ontology annotation, biological process: protein folding; tubulin complex assembly; microtubule-based process.